Molecule: messenger RNA, 1744 nt
Organism: Thunnus maccoyii (southern bluefin tuna)
Lineage: Eukaryota; Metazoa; Chordata; Actinopteri; Scombriformes; Scombridae
Product: chemokine XC receptor 1-like
Exons: 3
Coding region: 385-1428 (347 amino acids)
Biological process (GO): immune response; chemotaxis; G protein-coupled receptor signaling pathway
Cellular component (GO): membrane
Molecular function (GO): chemokine receptor activity
Source: RefSeq, a predicted model, not a curated record
UCCACAAUUAAAAGAGUUUUUCAUCAUAUCUGCAUUCCGGCCUCUGCGUUUGGGUACACUCCUGCUUCCCCGAGUCUGACAAAAGGGGAAAUUUUUUCUUGUCACAUGUAUGAUUUGAAACCAGUGGCUGUUCACCUUUGCGGUUGAUACUUAAGGAACUAUUCCCAGUUCACUGAGAUUUUACAGAUAUUUUCAGGAAGGACUCUGGUGUGUUCACAGCCUUUGUGCAGGGUUCAGCGAGAGAAAGGUGAUGUCACAUACUUCUACGAAUUCAGCAAUAUUUUAAUCCAACUCUGAUGAUAGUUGAGGAGGUGUAUUGCCAUCACUGACAGGUACCACACACUUGUCUUAACAAAUCAGAUUUUCCUUUUCAGUUCAAGAGAAAUGGCUACAAAUAAAGAUUUUACAGUCACUGCUACUACAAGCGCCAUCUACCCUGACAUACCCACAAACUAUUAUGAUGAUAACUAUGAAGAUGAAAUGUGCGACGCAACAAGCAUCAUGGAGUUUGGAGCAAUCUUCUGUCCGGUGUUCUUCUCCAUUGUGGUGAUCCUCAGUCUGGUCGGCAACAUCUUGGUCAUUGUGAUUUUGGCCAAGUAUGAGAAUCUUAAAUCCCUCAACAAUGCUUUCAUCCUGAACCUGGCUGUGUCAGAUCUCAUCUUCACCGCAGGUCUGCCCUUUUGGGUCUACUACUACAUGAUGAACGAAUGGACUUUAGGGGAGCCUGCAUGCAAAAUAGUCGCCUUUGUCUUCUACAUUGGGUACAACAGCAGUUGUAUCCUCCUCAUCCUGAUGACUGCUCACCGUUAUGUAGCUGUCAUGAAUCCUCUGUCUAACAUUGUGUCUACCAAAGGCUUCUACAGUGUCCUAGCAUCUGUCAUCGUUUGGGCAGUGAGUAUCUUGGUUGCCAGUCCAGCCUCCAUCUUUACCAAUGACCUGAACCAGAAUCACUGUCAAUCAUGGCAUCCGUUGGUAAUCUAUGGGCAAAAUACUCUCUUUAUAGUGAGUUCAGUGGUAUUCAUUUUUUGCUAUUCUCAGAUUUUGUGCAGGCUGCUGCGUCCUACUGCCCAAAGAAGAAGGAACAAAACCCUAAAACUCAUUUUUACUCUCGUGGUCGUUUUCUUUGUAAGCUGGGCGCCUUUCAAUAUAGCAACAUUUCUAUACUCAUUGUAUUGGUGGCAACAACCACCUAUCACUAACAGCUGUGAUAACUACAAAGCACUGCAGUAUGCCCUUUAUAUUGGCAGAAUUUUUGCCUACUCACACUGCUGCCUUAACCCUGUGUUUUAUGUGUUUGUCGGGAUUAAAUUUAAAAACCACUUGAAGGAAAUGCUGAAGAGCUGGGGUCGCAAAAACACCAGCUUCCACAAUAGACAAAGCCGACUCACAAUCACAUCUCUAACUAGUGGUGAAGAGUUCUCCAUGUAGUUGAUGUAGAGAGCCGAAGUACAGCCUGAACUUCUGGGUUCUGUUACAGAAGAAGGAAAACCAUUUAAAGGACCAGUGUGUAAGAUUUAGUGGCAUCUAGUGGUGAGGUUGCAGAUUGCAAUUAAUUGAAUACCCCUGCCCUCACCCUCCCCUUCGGUGGCUGAGAAACUCGCAAAAAACUCCCCUCUAGACCCAGUGUUUGGUUUGUCAGUUCUGGGAUACUGUAGAAACAUGGUGGUGCAAUAUGGCAGGCUCUGUGAAAGAGGACCCGCUAUGUAGACCCCUAUGUGGAUAUAAAGGGCUCAUUCUAAGGUAA